Molecule: messenger RNA, 4852 nt
Organism: Haliotis rufescens (red abalone)
Lineage: Eukaryota; Metazoa; Mollusca; Gastropoda; Lepetellida; Haliotidae
Product: carbonic anhydrase 2-like
Exons: 9
Coding region: 400-1338 (312 amino acids)
Cellular component (GO): plasma membrane
Molecular function (GO): zinc ion binding; carbonate dehydratase activity
Source: RefSeq, a predicted model, not a curated record
GAUCACUCUGACCGCCAGUAACGCAUAAUAGCAGUGAUCAGCUUCAGACCACGCGAUCGACAGCCACAGACGUCGUUGUCGCUUGACCAGCUGCUGACGUAUAGAGGUGAAGUGGAACUAGUGGCGCUACCACAUCACGGCGGGGAACUACACCUCUGGAUCUGGGAGGACACAUGCACCAUCGUAAAGGCAACUGUCUCGCCGACACUAAUCACGUGUUCCACGUUACGGGUCCCGUCAUAAUACUCGAAGUCAGUGACUCAAGAUUUGACAACAUGUAGUGUCCCGUUAUACAGCGGUAUCCUCGGGCCUCGCUGUAAGGAAGAUACACGCCCCCUGGGUGACGCGAUCGUUCAUAGUGGGACAGCGCAGUGCAGCAUCACAACGCCGCCAGACGUCAUGGGGGUCGGCCGGAGCUGGUUGUGUCUGGCUAUACUUUUCUCGUCCAUCUCUGAUGUCUUCGGCAGUGUAGGAGGUUGGACAUACAACGGUACACUAGGUCCUGAUCACUGGCAUGUCGACUACCCGAACUGUGGCGGAGACAGACAGUCCCCCAUCAACAUCGAAACAAGCAAAGUGGAGUUCAACCCGAUUCUGACCAUCUUCGACUUGAGUGAACUCGCCCAGACUGAGAACAUAAACAUGACGUUGGCGAAUGUCAACGGCCACACAGUGGAGGUGACUAUCUCGGGCAGCGCUAACAUGCUGGUGUCGGGUGGGGGUCUGGAGGACAAGUACGGGGUCAAGCAGUUCCACUUCCACUGGGGUCAGAAGGACGAGCGGGGAUCAGAACACGACAUUGACAACAAGAGGUUCCCUAUGGAGAUGCACAUUGUUUUGUACUCCACAAAGUACGCAGACUUCGACGUGGCAGUGGACAAGCCAAAGGGACUGGCUGUGCUCUCGUUUUUGUUUGAGGUAGGCGAAACCAAUGCCAACUUUCAACCACUACUGUCACACUUCGACAAGAUCCAGCACAGCGGUAACGAGACGUCUAUUCCGACAUUCUCCACAAAGUCUCUACUUCCGGCCAACAGCGCGUACUACUUCCGAUACGAGGGGAGUCUGACCACGCCCCCAUGUUACGAGAGCGUAGUGUGGAGCAUCUUCGCAACCCGCAUCGUCGUGUCAGAGCAGCAGAUGAACCAGUUCAGAAGCAUCAAAAGGAACAAGGAGCCGGAGGGGGAGGAGAAUCUGGUGGACGACUUCAGGCCACUCCAGAAGCUCAACAACCGGAAGUUGUAUACCAACAGCAUCGAUUUCACUUCCGGUCAAAGCAUGGUUACUGUAUCGCAUGCUAUCGCCUUGCUAUCUGUGAUACUGAGUAUUGCAUUCUAAACUGACGUUAUGUUCUAACCUUACUUACAUCUAACAUUGGCACUGAUGCUAGUGGUUCGUUAUUUUGUCUUGCAAGGAAAUGAUAACUGUGGCAACAACCGUCACGUGACUUAUUUGAGAGUCUUUUAAUGACUAAUUAAGUCUAAUUAAAGGUACAACACACAAGAACAUUGGUCCAAAGUUAGGGACAGUCCGCUUGUAUUAGGGAAGGGGGGGCAACAAUUAGUUAUUUCAGUAAAUCAAAUGCGAAUAACGAAAUAUUUUGUUACAUGAAUUUUUUUUUUCACUUUUGGGGGGUUAAAAACCGACGCAAAUUCUCUUGUUUUGUUUUUAAGACUUAAAAGUAACAGUGUUGAUGAAUGUUACUCUAUUGGCCCGGCCACAACAAAGUCAAUAGAGUAACAUUCAUCAACACUGUUACUUUCAAGUAUCGCAUGGUUCAUUGUUAUUACAGCCUAUCUGAGACGGCGAUACCCCAACGUAUCUAAAUCUAUAAGUUUAAAGACACUACCAUUCCAAAUAACCUCCUGCAGGCUAGGAAUUAUAAUGCAUAAGUGUUUUCGUUGCAUCCUAUUCAUCAUUUGGAGUGUUUCUUUCAGGAAGUUUAUCAUACACUGCAUCGCAGUGAGAUUCCCUGAGGGCCCGGCCCCGUUAAUCCAGAAUUUGUGCUCGGUCAGCUUAUAUACGUAACAAGUUACAUUACUUCCUUCCCAUUUUUCGCUAAACCGGAAAUUCGAUGAUCACAACAAUUUAGUGGAAAAGCUACUGUCCGGGUUAACGAGGUUUCACUGAAUAUGCAGUAUACAGAACGACCACACGUUUCAUUUGACAUUUUAAAAGACAUUAAAUGUGUACAUAUUUGGCCAACUCCUGUAGAAAGCGUCGCGUAGAGCACGACUUCAGACCAGCAUGCAUAAUAAGAACGGUGUGUUUAUCUGUCUCAGUUUCUAAAUUUCUCCAGUGCUUACUUUGCUCUUGAAAUGAGUUUUGUGUUGAUGUGCCACCAGUCCACAGCAUGGCAUCACUUGUCCAAAGCAUGUCAUCACAUAUCCACGGCAUGUCAUCACAUAUCCACAGCAUUGUAUGACAAGUCCACAGUAUGACAUCACAUGUCCACUUGUCCACAGUAUGACAUCACAUAUCAACAGAAGAUUAUCUGGUCCAAUCAGAAAACAGAAUACCACAUAUCCUAAGCACGUCACACCAUGCCCACGGCAGUACACACAAUGCCCACAACAAUGCUUCACAUGCCCACAGAACAAUACCUAAAGUACACAUGUCUACAUCCGAAUACCACAUAUACACAGCACGACACACCAUGCCCACGGCAGUUCACACAAUGCCCACAACAAUGCUUCACAUGCCCACAGAACAAUACCUAAUGUACACAUGUCUACAUCAGAAUACCACAUAUACACAGCAGGAGAUACCAUACCCACGGCAGUUCACACAAUGCCCACAACAAUGCUUCACAUGCCCACAGAACAAUACCUAAUGUACACAUGUCUAUAUCAGAAUACCACAUAUACACAGCAGGAGAUACCAUACCCACAGCAGUACACACAAUGCCCACAACAAUGCUUCACAUGCCCACAGAACAAUACCUAAUGUACACAUGUCUACAUCAGAAUACCACAUAUACACAGCAGGAGAUACCAUACCCACGGCAGUACACACAAUGCCCACAACAAUGCUUCACAUGCCCCCCAGAACAAUACCUAAUGUACACAUGUCUACAUCAGAAUACCACAUAUACACAGCAGGAGAUACCAUACCCACAGCAGUACACACCAUGCCCACAACAAUGCUUCACAUGCCCACGGAACAAUACCUAAUGUACACAUGUCUACAUCAGAAUACCACAUAUACACAGCAGGAGAUACCAUACCCACAGCAGUACACACAAUGCCCACAACAAUGCUUCACAUGCCCACGGGACAAUACCUAAUGUACACAUGUCUACAUCAGAAUACCACAUAUACACAGCACGUCACACCAUGCCCACAGAAGUACACACCAUGCCCACAGGACAAUACAUCACAUGUCCACAGGACAAUACCUAAUGUACACAAGUCUACACUAGAAUACCACACAUCUACAGUAGAAAGCACCAGGCCCACAGCAGUGCAUCAUGCACUGCAAUCUACUACACAUACUUCUGGAAUCUGCCAUGUGCCUUGUUUUUUCGUAUGUUUCAUGAAGAGAAAAUAUUCUGUAUUGUAACCAACACCAUGCAAAGUGCUACACUGUUUUACUGUUUUUUGUACAUUUAAUUUUCCUUUGUAUUACAUCAAAUGUUCUUUGAACUGUUUUUCCUUUUGUGAUAGAUCUGAAUUCUAGAUAUUUCAUUAUUGUGUGGAUGUUUGUAGCCGCUUGAAAAUGUUUUUUGUAUGUUUCUUCAGUAUAUCCUGACUUGUUCCUCAUGCUCAUCUACAGGUAUGUAUAUGAAGGGUCAGUUAGCGUUGCAAUAUCCAGCGGUGCUCAUCGCGCAGCAAUGCAGUAAUACGUAGCCUGAUGCCGCUAUUGUGGCGCUAUAGUGGCGCCAUGGUGCUGCUAUGACGCUGCUAUUGUGCUGUUGUAAUGUCGCCAUGGUGUCGCUAUGGUGCCGCUACGAUGCCGCUGUGAUGUCGCUAUAGUGCCGCUAUGGUGUCGCUAUGGUACCGCUUGGAUGUCGCUUUGGUGACGCUAUGGUUCCAAUGUGGAGCCGCUAUGGUAUCGCUAUGGUGUCACUAUGAUGUCGCUGUGAUGUCGCGUUGAUUGUAUUGCGACACUUAUUAUCAUUAUUAUCAGAUGGUUAUCUCGUUCAUGGCAAUCACAUAUGUUUCUCAAUUAAAGAAGACACAUACCUUGUUUACCUUUACCUGUGAUACAGACAAUUUUUCUAAGGCAAUAGACAUCUGUUCAGACAUGAUUUGUCGUUUAUGUAUUUUUUACUCUCACUAUUCACGGAGUUAAUAGCAAGCAAUUGUCAUAUAUGUGCUAAUCUAAUAAUAAUAAACUAAUAAUAAAUUAAAAUAAUCUGUGAUUGUGUUGUAAACUGGAAAAUCGUCGUCAUUGCCAACAAACACUAACGAAGCGCGAUUCUAUAUAUGGGGCAAGGAUGUCAGUAGUCCAAGGCGACGAAUGUCGCUGUAUUUGCUCCUUUGGGGGCGGAUUUGAAUAUCGUGUUCGCCCUGAUUAUAUGUUUCUAGGUUUGUCAGCACCAUUCAGUACUCGUAAGUUUCAAAUAGUGGUAAAUAUCUUAGACCUGCAUUAUUGUCCGCUUUCCACACAAGCUUACAUGCCGUGACAUAACUGAUAUACCGUUCACAACAAUGUUAAACCUAUCUACUUUAAUCUAACGUUCGUCUUUAUUGCCUGCGAUGAAUAAUGCUUUUCUUGUCUCUUCAGUUUUCACAAAUAUACCAAAAGAAUAUAGCAUUGAUGUGAACAGGAGUUAUGUCCCUUCUCUGCUAGUGGUAUACCGUAUGUUAUCUGCAACCUUUUUUGUGAUAAUAAACAAUUCUCAACUAAA